CCGUCGGAGACAUGCCUUUGGUUUCCUUCUGCUCGUGAAAUAGAUCCCAAUUUCCUAAAAGUGUGGGCCGCUUUCAAUUUUGUUGCUGCUCGCACGAGGUCAUUAGUUGGUGUUGUGAACGUCAAAGUGUUUCCCAAGUUGCGAGAUCUUGACCUCGUUUUGCACUAGAAGCAUUCUAGGGGGCCGUGCUGGUCGAGAGAGCGAGACAGCGCAACUCGGAACUCGGCUGAAAUUCUUCAUGCCGAGAGGAGCAUGCUUCAGAAAAUUUCUUUGAUUUGGUGCGAAAACUUCGGGAAGUAGCAGAAGGCUUUGUUGUCAGUGAGAAGCAGACGAGUCGGAGGAGGUUAUUCCAUCUUAGAUCUGGAGUGUCAACAAGAAAUAACUUAUUAUUAUGGACUUUGAUGACUAUGAACAGCUCCCCACCGCCAAUGUAUCAACCCAUAUGAUGGCUGGGGCCAUCGCAGGGGUGAUGGAGCACUGUGUAAUGUACCCCCUGGACUCUGUCAAGACCCGCAUGCAGAGUCUAACACCAAAUGCGGGCCACAUCCAAAGUAUUAGAAGUGUUUUAUCACGGAUGUUAUGGGUAGAAGGAGCAAACCGCAUGGUUCGAGGAAUGGGCCCAGUAGUAUGUGGAGCAGGACCAGCUCAUGCUCUGUACUUUUCUUGUUAUGAAGCAGCCAAAAGCACCCUUACUCAAAAGAACACCAUGUUGAACAACCACAUAGCCUAUUUUGCUGCAGGAAGUGUUGCUACAAUCAUUCAUGAUUCAGUUAUGACACCAGUUGAUGUUGUAAAGCAAAGGCUCCAAAUGUACAACAGUCCAUACCGCAAUAUGCUACAUGCUGCCAAAAACAUCUGGAGACAAGAAGGAAUAUGGGCUUUCUAUAGAUCAUACACUACCCAGCUCAGCAUGAAUGUUCCAUUUCAGAGCAUUCAUUUUGUCAUGUAUGAGUUCUGUCAAAGUAUUACCAAUGAGGAUCGCUCCUACAAUCCUAAAGCUCAUGUUAUUUCUGGAGGCAUUGCUGGUGGUGUAGCAGCAGCAAUAACCACACCCCUUGAUGUAUGUAAGACCCUUUUAAAUACUCAGCAAGCUGCUAGGACAGAUGGCUUCAUAGAAGCUGUCCAAACAGUUUAUCGAUUAGGUGGUGUACAGGGAUUUUUCCGAGGAAUGCUUGCAAGAGUUCUCUUUGUUUGCCCGUCCACUGCUAUUUGCUGGUCUACCUAUGAACUUUUCAAGUAUUUGUUGCAACACACAAAUGAAGCAUUAGUUGAGGAGGAAAUUCUUGUCAGUAAUCCAAGUGCAGUUGUGAAGUCAGCUGUUCAUAGUGCAGCUCUAUAUUCACCUUUUCAGACUGUGUCAGCUAUGCAUAGGCCUAAAGACAAUCCCACCCCAGCACCACCUUGAUUGGCCUUCAAUUUUGCUGACCUCUAGAAGGAAGCAAUGGCUUCAGUCGUAUUGUUGUUUUGAUGACUUUAGGCUUAUAAAUAUGACAUGAUGAAAUUACAUCUACAUUCACACACUUUUCUCUCUCCUUCAUUUCUGUUGUUCAUUUUAUCUGGUCUUUUAAGUUUGUUCCGUUUGCUUCACUUGUUGCAUACUCUCAGCAUUAGAUCUACCUUUUGAAUCUGUUUGAAUUUGUUUUCAGUACAAACUGUUGGGAAAACAAAAUUGACUGUAACACUAUCUGCAGUCUGUGACUUGUGUGUCAUUUUACCAUCUGUUUCUUCAUUUAGUGCUUUGUUACUUUGUUCCCUUAUUUUUGUUUUGUUUUGCCUCCUCUAAAAGCAUGCUUUGUGUUAAAAAUUAUUGUUUAAGAAGUUUUCAAUGUUAAAUCAGAUUUGUUGGUUGUACACAGCCUUGGACAUAAGGGUGACCUUGUAUUUGGUUCUUCUCCCACAAAAAAAUAAUUACGUGCGUCAUUUAUUACAGAACGGGUGCUUUUGUUUUACAUCUUGUUAAUAAGCAGUGUCCAUUAGAAAGUGCAUGAUGUCACACUGUGCAUUUGAUCUCAGUAUUAACAUAUGUUAUAUUGAUAUUGAGUUGAAGUACAUGUUCCUUGAAAUUCAGCCUUUUUAUUCAUGUUUUUUUUUUUAUUGUGAAGUGCUGAUCUGCAUUACUUUAUGUUUUGAAGUUUAAAGAACAUAGUAAUGAUUUUUAAAACACGGCUGGACACAUAUCAUGAAACUACCUUAUUCUGCAGUAGGUAUACCAUACAUUUCAGCCCAAAUUUUUAGUGUGUUCUUUCUUUUAUGUACAAGGCUGUGUACUGAACUAUUAUAAUAGUGAAGUAAGAACUAUGUAACAGUCAGUCUUCGUUGCUUUCUGUAUUUUUCUCGUUAUGUGAGCCUAUUUUAAGCCGUGUAAUAUCACGGGAAGGACCAAACAUCCUCUUUUCGGCCAUCGGGUUUGCGGUGCUUCAAUUGUUCACGGCUGGACCGUAAUAAUUGACUCCACAUUGUAAGUAAAAUUUCUUUUGUUGGGGGUGAAUGUUGUAAUCAUCCCUUAUGUGUAAAUGAAGACUAUGUACAGAUGUUGCAUUGUAAAUAGUGGUUGAGAUUGGUUGUUUCCCAACACCUCAUGGGUUUGGGAUCAUCUGAAUGCUGUGAUGGGGAGAAAAGAAAGAUUAUAUAUUUUUAGGAGUCCUUGUUUUUCUUUUUGUUUUAGUGGCUUAUUAAGCAAAAUUAUCCUUUUCUAAAAGCUAGAUUUGCAAGUUAAUGUCAGUCAGAACUUCAGGACUAAAGAAAAGUAAAGCCUCACAAAAUCUCUAAAUUGUAUGAUUGCCCCAUGUUAUUAUUAUCUUAUAAUUUUUAUUUUAAAAUUUUCUUUGGCUUAGUAUGCUAACAUUCCAGUACAAAAAUGAUUGACAAUAGAGUAUCUGGCUCAGCAUUAAGGAAUGUUCAUUCUCUUCCCUAAUUUCCUUCAUUUUAUUACACCUCCAAUAUAGACCUCCUCGAAUUAAAAUUGCUAGUCUGUUAUGUUCAAUUUUUAAUAUGGUGUGUUAGUAUUUUGGAUCUGAUGUGUGAAGUGACAGCUCAAAUUAUUCCCUGUAACUUUGUCAUUUAAGUAAUACUAUAUGUGUGUUGUGGAGUCUCAUUUUGUUUCUGUCACUUUUUAAUUGAUUGCAAUGGGUACCGUUUUGAUGUGGACAUUACAGUACCCUAAGGUUUUCACGCUCUUUAGGUGUAGUUUUCUGGACUGGCCUUCUUCUCUCAACUGAAGAUAUGUUGUUAAUACCAUUUAUUUUGGUAGUCUGAGCUUGUUAAAUUGAAAUGACAAAUAAAUUGCUCGUUCAUUUUAGGUAAGAUUGGCAUUUCUUUCUGGUUUUUUGCUUUUUACCAGUACACAAAUCAUUGCUUGUUUCUGGCUUGUCCAUUUCUUUUGAUGUCAAUUUAAAAUUCUAUUUGCCAUGACUUCAGCUUCAUCUUUCUUAAACUUAGUAAUUAUGAUAAAUUAAGUGUGCAUGUGUCAAUUCAUUGUGUGACUGUGUGAUUAAACGAUUUUGCAUGACAAGUCGUCUACUUGUUACUUCUGUGGCCAUUUUCCUGUCUCAUUCAAAUAUUAUUGAGUGCAGGUGUAAAAUGUCUGACCUAGUUUUUGUUAUUGUUUUUGUUAGGUUCAGAGGGAAGAGAAUUUAGGACACAUUUCUCUUAUUUUUUCCCCUUUUUGUUUCUCUGAAAUGAAUGUACUGAAAUAAGCUACUGGUGUUAUGAUGGUGAAAUCAACUUGUACUGUUACGUUAUAUAAACCUAAUGUUAUUGUAGAAUACGUGUACAAAAAUACAAAUGUUCAAAGUCAAUUGUUUUCUAAUGUACGAGAAACAGCAUGCUCUAACAGUAUCUCAUUUUAGUAAAACCUUAGUCAGUGAUACAAACUACUAUAUUUCAUUUUACAAUGUUAAUUACAGCGUGUGUAGAUUUUUCAGAGGGUGCCUUUCUUAUGAAAAGGAGGAAUAAAAGACUCAGAAAGGUAGAUAUCUUUGUAAUCUGCAGCAUUGUAAUAGUUAUGAACGUGGAGAGAGUAAGGAUUUAAAACAGCCAUUGUACUGUUUCACGCUUUCUUUAAUCAGGGCCGCUUUUGGUGUGUGGAUGUCAUCACUUGGUUUUUACAUGAUAUUGUUUCCUCUGCCUUUAUAUUAGAUUUAGUCUGUAGUUGUAAGGUGCGUGUUGUUUUGGUGCUAACGAGAAUCUGUCAAACAGUGGCUCUGCUCGAUGUGGAUUUCUGUUCUGGUUUGUAUUUUAGGACAACAGACUCUUAUGUUUAUGCUGAGUUGUGUGAUGGAUAAUCUUUUUCCAUUUAUAAAUAUUGCUCAAACUUGAAGUUUCUGUUCAUAAAAAGAUGCGUCUCAAAAUCAGUAAAUUGUUCUAGGUAUUGUUUGUUUUGUUUUGCCUGUUGCUUAAGAACUUCGUUUCCAGUUAUUUUUAGCAUGGAGUGUUGGUCGAUUCAAGCUUCGGGAAGAUAACACAAACUCUGAAUGCUUGAGGAAGGAUUAGUCAAGUACGUGUUGUGCAUUGUAGAAUUACGAUUAUGAGUUUUUGUUUCUCGGGCAGAGUUGUAGUGGAUUCUGAUUUUAUAAAACUCCAAUCCAACUUACGCAAUGAUUAAUCUGUGAUUAGGGUCUUUAUCAUGGCUUGCUUUAUGGUAUUGACUUUGAGAGGAAAGUAAUAUCAUGUUUGCACCAGCCACAACUCCAGCCCAAGCACGGUCUAGCCCAUUCAUUCAUUCAUUAGGCGCCUCUGUUAUGUAUUUUGUUGAAAAUAAAAACAGUAUUGCUCUGUGUUCUACGUGCAUUGACUGCGUGAACAAAUGAGUGAGUGACUAGUUAAACUUUUAAAUAAAAUUCCUUAUGAUCUACAAGUAA
Thrips palmi is the source of this 4859-nucleotide messenger RNA. RefSeq names its product mitoferrin-1 (gene mfrn). Gene Ontology annotation, cellular component: mitochondrial membrane. The coding region runs from base 392 to 1405 and encodes 337 amino acids. Gene Ontology annotation, biological process: iron import into the mitochondrion. Gene Ontology annotation, molecular function: ferrous iron transmembrane transporter activity. The transcript is spliced from 4 exons. The record is from RefSeq and is a predicted model, not a curated record. NCBI's taxonomy places the organism in Eukaryota, Metazoa, Arthropoda, Insecta, Thysanoptera, Thripidae.